Molecule: messenger RNA, 4971 nt
Organism: Entelurus aequoreus (snake pipefish)
Lineage: Eukaryota; Metazoa; Chordata; Actinopteri; Syngnathiformes; Syngnathidae
Gene: appl2
Product: adaptor protein, phosphotyrosine interaction, PH domain and leucine zipper containing 2
Exons: 21
Coding region: 104-2104 (666 amino acids)
Biological process (GO): signaling
Cellular component (GO): endosome membrane; cytoplasm
Molecular function (GO): protein binding
Source: RefSeq, a predicted model, not a curated record
GUACUUCCGGUUUGACUCCGCUGAGAACGCUGGGAAAAUGAGUGCAGAGUCCUAAAUAAUUGAAGCCCCCUCAAAUCGUGUCUUUCUCCACUGCGAACAAGAUAUGCCGGCUGUACAUCACAAACUCCUUCUGGAGGAAGCCCUGCAGGACAGCCCUCAGACUCGUUCCCUGCUCAGCGUGUUUGAGGAGGAUGCGGCGAACCUCACCGAAUACACCAACCAGCUGCUGCAGUCCAUGCAGCGAGUGUAUGGAGCUCAGAGCGAGAUGGCUUUGGCCACAGAGCAGCUCUCCCAGCAGCUUCUUUCAUACGAGAAGAAAAAUUUUGCCCUCGGGAAAGGUGACGAAGAAGUAAUCGGGACGCUGCAGGACUUCGCCAAAACAGUAGACGAGCUGAACUCACUCCACUCAGAGCUCGCCAACCAGAUGGCCGACACCAUGGUCUUUCCCUUGAUCCAGUUCAGAGAAAAAGACCUUACGGAAAUAAGCACGCUGAAGGAAAUAUUUGGCAUUGCCACCGACGAACACGAGGCAGCCAUGGUCAAAUACAGCCGUCUACCCAAAAAGAGGGAAAAUGAGAAGCUGAAAGCCGACCUGGUGAAAGAGGUGGCGUACACCCGUAGGAAGCAGCAUCAGGCCUCGCUGCAGUAUUACUGCGCCCUCAAUGCCCUGCAGUACCGUAAGAGGGUCGCCAUGUUGGAACCCAUGCUGGGAUACACACAGGCACAGGUCAGUUUCUUCAAAAAAGGUCUGGAGCACGUGUCAAAGAAGAUGGACAGUUUCCUCACCUCUGUGUCCAACAUGACUCAAAAUAUUCAGGCUCAGCUGGACGCCGAUGCGGAAGCCAUGCGAGUGUCCCAGAAGGAGCUCCUUUCUGUGGACGACUCGGUCUACAUGCUGGACCAGGACUCUGAGCCAGUCAACCGCACUCUUAUCCAGAAGGCUGGUUUCCUCAACAUUAGAAAUAAAACGGGCCUGGUGACCACAGCCUGGGACCGCCUCUAUUUCUUCACGCUGGGGGGGAACCUCAUGUGCCAGCCCCGGGGGGCUGUGGCCGGGGGCAUGGUGCUGGACCUGGACAACAGUUCCGUCAUGGCCAUCGAGUGUGAAGACCGACACUACUGUUUCCAAAUCACAUCGCCAUCGGGAAAAGCGUCCAUGAUUCUACAAGCAGAGAGCAAAAAGGAAUAUGAAGAAUGGAUUUGCACUGUCAACAACAUCUCCAGACAGAUCUACCUGACCGACAACCCAGAGGCCGUGGCUAUCCGCUUGAACCAAACUGCCAUCCAGGCCGUCACGCCCAUCACCAGCUUUGAGAAGAGGCAGGAAGGCUCACCUGACCCUGACAGAGCAAAACCAGGAGGCGUCUACACCACCAGUGCCGUGUCCCAGAAGACGGGAGCCGCCCCGGAACCAGAAGACCUGAUCGCCCCCGGGACGCCCAUCCAGUUUGACAUCGUGCUGCCCGCCUCUGAAUUCCAGGAUCAGAACAGAGUGGACGGGAGGCGCACAAAUCCAUUUGGAGAAAGCGAUGACGACUGUUCCGGUGAAAGCGACGACGCCCUAUUGCAGCAGGUGUUUGCCGUGCGCUUCCUGGGCUCCAUGGCGGUGCGCUGCGGCGACAACCAGGAGGUGAUCUACGAGGCCAUGAGGCAGGUGCUGGCCGCCCGAGCCAUACACAACAUCUUCAGGACCACCGAGUCCCACCUCAUGGUCACCAGCAGCUGUCUCAGGCUGAUUGACCCUCAGACUCAGGUGACAAGAAUAAGUUUUCAGUUGCGGGAGGUGUGUCAGUUUGCGGCUCACCAGGAGAACAGCAGGCUGAUGGGCUUCGUGGUGGAGGGUCGAGACUGGAGCGACGGCGGCCAAGACGGCGAGCCUUCAUUUAGCGCCUUCGUCUUUGAGAGCAACACAGAGGGCGAGAAGAUCUGUUACACCAUGAGUCUCGCUAAGGACAUCACAGAAGCCAAGAAGGACCCUGUAGCGCUGGCCCAGAUCAUGAAGAACAUGCCGCUGACCAACGACGGCAAAUUCCUGCUGCUGGAACCUGAGAGCAGCGACGCUGCCGACGGGGACGCACUAGAGGACCUGGAAUCUGAGGCCUAGAGGCAGAAACUCAACCGGGACCAAUCCAGGAAUGAAUGAAGGUCUGAUCAUAAUGUUUGUUGACCGCGGAACUGCAACAUGCUCGCUCAUAAUCAUAAACAUAAACGGCAGAAACAUAAAUGUCAUAAAAAGCUGUGAGGGCUCAAGUUCUAAAGUUCUGCUUCUCACUUUCAUUUUCAUGCAAAAUUGGCUCAACUGGAGUUUCAUGAAGGAUUCACUUGGUCCUUUUUAGCAAAUGAAUUGUUUGGAAUGUAGCGUUUACCGUAAUUCCUCCAAUAGUGGCCCCCAGGAAAAUCAAUCAUUGGCCAAAAAAUAAACGUCAUGUCAAAUCUCUGCCGCACUUUCAAUGAGUGACAAGGGCAAGAUGUAAAACCAAAUGAAUAUUAGCAUUCAUUUGUGAAAAUAACACGUAUAAAUAAUGAAUGUUGUCUUAUUAUUGCAACUGUAUCCUUUAAAAAUGACACCUUUUGCAAUAUAUUUUCAGUAAAAAGAUCACUUUCCUUUGUAAAAUUAUGCCUUAAUGCUUAGAAAAUUACAGCAUUAUUUCUCAAACAAUAUGAUUUCAUUCUUUUAAAGUUGUUACUUGUGAAGUAACAUUUAAUGUCAGUAUAAUCAGGACUUUCCCCCUAAUAUGACGUAAUUCUUAUGAAAUGAUACUUCUAUUAAAAGAUGACGUAAUAUCAGGCAUUCAGGACACGUCCUCGGUGGUUUAUUUGAAGUGACAAAGACAAAUGAUGACGUGACAAAUAUGAAAAUAUACUUGGUGGCAGAACAUUUUCUCUCAAUAUACGAUCUUUGGUCAUGCACAGCUGAACCCGCUCCGUUGUCGGUACGAUAUUGUCAUGUCAGUUAAAGUAGAAGGUUGGGAGUUCAAAUCCAUGUUGAAGUCAAGUUUCUAAACUGAUGUUUUAAUGAUGUUGAUAUUGUUUAAUAUUCUUAAAGGGGAAGUGCACUUUCUGGGCAAUUUUGCCUAUCGUUCACAAUCAUUAUGAAAGACUACGAUAGAUGUAUUUUUCCUAAUGCAUUUUAAAUAUUAAAUAAGCGUAAAUAAAAGUCAGCUUACAGCGGAGCCAAUGGGAGGUCCAUUAUUCCGCCCAUAAAAUCCAAUAACUAACUAUUCAAAAAGCGCCAACAAUACUCCAUUUACAUUUGGAGACUUGAAUAUUAACAAGUAUUAGUGAUAUUGUUAUUAUAAGCGCUAACACAGAUGCACUAUUUAUAGUGGUGACGUGAUCACUUCCUGUGUGUCUAUGUUUACAUCAUCGAGUGGUCUGCUGUUUCCUUGCUUUCUUGCUCCCUGUAAAUUUAUUGUAGAUCAUAAAUCAUGCAUCUCACCUGAACAGUAGAUGGCUGAGGAUAUAAUCUGACAAGUUGGGACACUUUGACAGCCGUAGCAGACGUUGAACUGGCGAGAACCACACGAAAAGUACCUUUACCCCCGCCUCCCACCCCGUUUAUUUGCGAGGAUUAUGAGUAAUUUUUCAUCUAAAUGGGAAUUUAUGAACAUCCUAGCAGUCCAAUGACAGCAGACAUUUUACAGUAAGUGAUGUUUUAUGUUUGUUGGCUCUAAUAAAGUCUGCAGCGAGUAAUAAUCAGUGAUGAAGAAAAAAAAGCAAACAUUGAGAUGCGUUUUUGAAAUUAAUGCUUUGUGUAUGCUCAAAAUGAUCAAAAUAGGUAUAUAUUAAAUAUUCUAAAUGUUACUUACAUCAUGUAUAUAAAACCCUAAUGGAGAUGUUUGGAUGUUUUUUUAAAGGGUUUAUAGGCAGAAUUGAAAGGCUCCUAUAGGCUCCAUUGUAAGCAGACUUUUAUUUACGUUUAAUAUUUAGAAUGCAUGGGGGGAAAAAAAUCCAUCCGCCGUCAUGAUUGUGAACGAUAGACAACAUUCCAAAAAAAGUGCACUUCCCCUUUAAGUUCAGCAUAGUAAUUGAAAAAGUGUUCAUUGUAAUAUUGUUUAUCUGGUGCUGAGUUACACAUGAUUUCAGCCUUUCAAAGCUCCUCUUGAACUUCCAUUUUUUGACCUCUGUAUUUGUCAAAUCCUAGUUACGGCCCUGUCAUGUCGUUAUUCUCAUCAAAUCAUACAAUUGGAUUUAAUCACAAUAUGACUUUUCCCCUUCAUCAUAUAAUUUUUCUAAUUGAUACAAUACAACUUCCUUUCCCUGUAAUGUUACAAAUUAUUUUGUAAAUUUAGGAAUAUUUCCCAUAGUACUUUUAAAAUGAAAUUUUGUCUGACAAUAAUGCUUCUUUUUGCUUGUAAACAAAGUCAUUUUUAUAUAUAUAAUUUCCAACUGUUUUCCUAUGAUAUGAAUACUAAGGAUUUAUGUAUGUCAGUACUGCAGUUGCCACAGCAAGAGGAAAUACGGUAACGCUUGUAUGUUUUCGCAAUGUUGCUGCCACCGUGUGGACGGCAGAAGCAUUGCAUGCUGUCUCAGCAGCGUCAACCUAGUAGUAAGAAACACUCCAGUUUACAGACUUUUGAAGUCCUAUCAGCAGACCUCAGAUCAGCUCAACAAAGUCUUCACUGACACUUCUUGGUAAGGAAAGAUGUCAUUUGCUUAGGUUUACAUUUAAUAUAUAUUUUUGUAGCUUUUCUUUUCUUAUGCAUUUACAUUUUCAUCUUUAAUGAACGUUUUGCACUCUAAAGGGAUGAUGUGUGUUGUUGUUUGAAUAGUAGUUCUUUUUGAAGGCUUGAGAUUGCACUAAUGAAAACAUUCCAUCAGCAUUGCAUGAUCAGCAUCAGGCAAAGGAAAUCACCACUAAUUGUGUUGUUUGUGUGUAUGUACCAACAUCAACAAGUACAGUAUGUUCCAUUGUAAUUAGUCAUGUGACUCACAGCAAACAUACAAAUAAACGCAUGGGAUCUUUAAUAA